GAGGCGGCCCGAGAUGCCCCGGCCACUGUGAACGGUGCCACCCGCCAGCACACGCUCAGCUCCGGACACGCUCUGCUCUGCGCGCCCGCGACAAGUACCGAGUAGAGAGAGCGGCGAGCGCGGUAAAGGCCACCUAGCAUUGGCAGGGGUGGCCAGCCGGUGCAGCGCAGGGUCACUACUCAGUCUGACUCGGGCUGGCACUGGCGGCUAGGGAUGUCGUCCUGGACCAGAUGGCAUGGACCCGCCAUGGCGCGGCUCUGGGGCUUCUGCUGGCUAGUCGUGGGCUUCUGGAGGGGCGCUCUGGCCUGUCCCACGUCCUGCAAAUGCAGCGCCUCUCGGAUCUGGUGCAGCGAACCUUCUCCUGGCAUCAUGGCAUUUCCGAGGUUGGAGCCUAACGCUGCAGACCCUGAGAACAUCACUGAAAUUUACAUUGCAAAUCAGAAGAGGUUAGAAAUCAUCAACGAAGAUGAUGUUGAAGCUUACAUGGGAUUGAAAAACCUAACAAUUGUGGAUUCCGGACUAAAAUUUGUGGCUCAUAAAGCGUUUCUGAAAAACAGCAACUUACAGCACAUCAAUUUUACCCGAAAUAAACUGACGAGUUUGUCUAGGAAACAUUUCCGUCACCUUGACUUGUCUGAGCUGAUCCUGGUGGGAAAUCCAUUUACAUGCUCCUGUGACAUUAUGUGGAUCAAGACUCUCCAGGAGACUAAAUCCAGUCCAGAAACUCAGGAUUUGUACUGCCUAAAUGAAAGCAGCAAGAAUAUUCCCCUGGCAAACCUGCAGAUACCCAACUGUGGUUUGCCAUCAGCGAAUCUGGCUGCACCUAACCUCACUGUGGAGGAAGGGAAGUCUGUCACGUUAUCUUGCAGCGUCGCAGGUGACCCAGUUCCGAAUUUGUUCUGGGAUGUCGGUAAUCUGGUUUCCAAACACAUGAAUGAGACAAGCCACAUGCAGGGCUCCUUAAGGAUAACUAACAUUUCAUCUGAUGACAGCGGAAAGCAAAUCUCUUGUGUAGCAGAAAAUCUUGUAGGAGAAGAUCAAGAUUCUGUCAACCUCACUGUACAUUUUGCUCCAACUAUCACAUUUCUCGAAUCUCCAACCUCAGACCACCACUGGUGCAUUCCAUUCACUGUGAAAGGCAACCCCAAACCAGCGCUUCAGUGGUUCUAUAACGGGGCAAUACUGAAUGAGUCCAAAUACAUCUGUACUAAAAUCCAUGUUACCAAUCACACGGAGUACCACGGCUGCCUCCAGCUGGAUAAUCCCACUCACAUGAAUAAUGGGGACUACAAGUUAGUAGCCAAGAAUGAGUAUGGGAAGGAUGAGAAACAGAUUUCUGCUCACUUCAUGGGCUGGCCUGGAAUCGAUGAUGGUGCAAACCCAAAUUAUCCUGAUGUAAUUUAUGAAGAUUAUGGGACUGCAGCGAAUGACAUCGGGGACACCACGAACAGAAGUAACGAAAUCCCUUCCACAGACAUUGCUGACAAAACCGGUCGGGAACAUCUGUCGGUCUAUGCUGUGGUGGUAAUUGCAUCUGUAGUGGGAUUUUGUCUGCUGGUGAUGCUGUUUCUGUUGAAGUUGGCAAGACACUCCAAGUUUGGCAUGAAAGGUUUUGUUUUGUUUCAUAAGAUCCCCCUGGAAGGGUAGCUGAAAUAAAGGAAAAGACAGAGAAGGGGCUGUGUGCUUGUGGGUUGUCGCUGCCUCCUAAGCUGGACUCUCGGGACGGGCGUUGGCCUCCCCCGGGAAGUGCCGCUUGUCUGGGGUUUUCUGGUGGAUGUGAGUGGUGCUUGCACAGCGCCCGCGGAUGCUGUGAGCUGUGACUGCGGACACCAGCGCAGAGGCAGCUCACAGGCCGCUAAGCACAAACUCGAGAAAAUGUCUUAAAUCAAUGCUUCUCUUUUGUUCUUACAAUCAUUCAAAUAUGAAACUGAAAUGAAAUUCCAUUGGAUUAUGCUCCUCUUCUGAAAAGUGUGCUGUUUGACCAUACUGGAAAUGUACUGAUUUUUAUUGUUUCUGUUUAUUAAAGAUGAACUGCAAAGGUAAAAAAAAAUUAAAUUUAGGGACGGGUUUAAGGGCACACUAAACAUUUUAAUCUCCUUUUAACACGUAUUUUAGCAUCGUUUUCUGUUGUUGUUCAAUCAGUACUGAAUUCAGAAAGUUUCACUUUUCCACCUACAACACAGUGACUGAAAGAGUUAAGAGCACGUACAACGUCACUGUGGGAACUCGGUGAUGUCACUGAAGGUCCAGAGUCAUGCAAUCAAUGUAAUGAUUCCCUUCAAGUUUAUCAUCAGGCAAAAAAGAAACCACAAAAAAGAAGCUGUUUGGUGGGGGCUAUGGACUUAGGUUAGGCAUGGUCGGCUUCCGAAUCACUGAACAAGAGCAUGUGUGCAUAUGGUGCAUUUGUCCUUUCACUUGCCCUCCGCCAUCCACGUGCUUUUUAGAAGUUUGCUGAGUGAGGAGGCCGCAGCAUCCCAUGCUGUUCCCGUGAAGACCUGCAGCUUUUCUACUCUGAAAAGGCCUGCGGGCAGAAUGGCUGGCCUGCUGCGAGCAGGAGAUGGUGUUCUAAGAGGGGUAGUCCCCUACCACAUACUGCCCCGCUGCUGGGUUCUCGCGGCCAGGGCAGCUCUUUCUGACCCCAGCAGCACAGAGGGGGCAGAAGGCUAGUGAACGUGUGCUUUAUAACGUCCAGCUUCAUUGCUGAGAGGGCAGCCUCAGAGCCACAGAACCCCACCUCCCUGCCUUAGUCUUACCAUGGACACCUGUGUCACUUGCUCGACCAUCGCAGUGACCUCGGUCCGCUUUGCUCAGUCUGCGCCAAGCAGUAGCCCUGUCCUGAAGGCAGGCGUGGCUGCCCCUGCCCCACCUCACCGCACACCUUGCUUGUUAGGGGGACUUCAGAGCCGGGCCUGGAGCAUUUCAUUUGAAAACACAAUCCGCUCUGACUAUUCAGGCACGCACACAGACGCCAUGGCCGAAUUGGAAACUU
Diceros bicornis minor is the source of this 2989-nucleotide messenger RNA. It is a transcript of the gene NTRK2, whose product is annotated as neurotrophic receptor tyrosine kinase 2. Gene Ontology annotation, molecular function: brain-derived neurotrophic factor receptor activity; axon guidance receptor activity; brain-derived neurotrophic factor binding. Gene Ontology annotation, biological process: protein phosphorylation; regulation of phosphatidylinositol 3-kinase/protein kinase B signal transduction; positive regulation of kinase activity. NCBI's taxonomy places the organism in Eukaryota, Metazoa, Chordata, Mammalia, Perissodactyla, Rhinocerotidae. Gene Ontology annotation, cellular component: axon; plasma membrane; signaling receptor complex. The coding region runs from base 214 to 1647 and encodes 477 amino acids. The transcript has 12 exons. The record is from RefSeq and is a predicted model, not a curated record.